AUGCAGUUCUUCAACAUCUGCGAUGAGGAUGCCGAUGGCCGGAUCAACUAUGAGGACUUCGAGACCUACUGCGCGGUCCAUGGCGAGUUGAUCGACUUUCGGGUGGGUGAGCAGAGUGUGCUGAAGGUCAACCAGACGCUGAAGAUCUUGGAGGUCAUGUUUGAUGGCGUGAUCGAGGAGACAGGCAUCAUCAUCACUGCCACAGACGUCCGCAACACCAAGCCACACAUCGACUGGCAGGAGACUGCUUUACUUAUUGUUGGUUAG
This is a messenger RNA of Symbiodinium natans, 267 nucleotides long. NCBI's taxonomy places the organism in Eukaryota, Dinophyceae, Suessiales, Symbiodiniaceae. The record is from the annotation of a GenBank genome assembly.